Messenger RNA from Tinamus guttatus (white-throated tinamou), 694 nucleotides. NCBI's taxonomy places the organism in Eukaryota, Metazoa, Chordata, Aves, Tinamiformes, Tinamidae. The record is from RefSeq and is a predicted model, not a curated record.
GCUGCCUUAAGAAGUGCAAGGAGAAACCAUGCCAUUUUUGGGCCAAGACUGGAGAUCCCCUGGAUGGAGAUGGGUUAAAACUGCAGAUGGAUGGAAACGAUGUGAAACCUUCAGUCCCCCAACUGAAGAUGGGAAUAGUCAGCUUAGUGACAUCAGUCCCACUGUCAUCUUAACUGAUGAUGAUGAUGAAGAAAUGUACAGUUGUGAAGACUGUGAAUUUGCAACCAAGAAAAGGAAAAAAGAUCACUGUAGGAAUAACACGAAUUCACAAUAUUUUUAUCGUGAAAAAUGGAUUUAUGUUCAUAAGGAAAGUACUAGAGAAAGACAUGGCUAUUGCACUUUGGGAGAAGCUUUUAAUCGCUUGGAUUUUUCAAGUGCAGUUCAGGACAUCAGAAGAUUCAAUUACGUGGUCAAACUUUUGCAGUUAAUAGCAAAAUCCCAGCUAACUUCACUAAGUGGUGCAGCACAGAAGAACUACUUCAGCAUUUUGGACAAAAUUGUGCGGAAGGUCCUGGAAGACCAAUAUAACCCACGAUUAAUAAAAGAUCUACUACAGGAUCUUAGUUCUACUCUCUGUACACUGAUUAGGGGAGUAGGAAAAUCCGUUCUGAUUGGGAACAUCAAUAUUUGGAUUUGCCGACUAGAAACUAUCCUUGUGUGGCAACAACAGCUAAAAAACCUUCAGAUGAACAAG